AUGGACGAGGCACUUCAAAUGCCAAAUCCUAAUGUAGAACAAGUUCCCAUAGCUACAUACAAAAGGGACAUACGCAAAUUACGAACUAUUGAGUUUGUUAAAGCUUCCGAUCUACUUGAUGCUAAAAAUUGGAUCGAUGACAUAGAAAAGUAUUUUGAGAUGAUGGACUGCACUGAAAUGCAGAAAAUGAUGAUAGCUGCAUUUUUCUUAUUGGGUGUGGCACGCCAAUGGUGGCAGACUAUGACUAGGACUACUAUAGAUAUAACCUCUAUGACUUGGGAAGAAUUUAAGACACGGUUCUAUGAAAAACAUUUUCCACGGUCCAUGAGAGAAAAGAAGGCGAUUGAAUUCAUGGAAUUAAAACAGAGCAACACAAUGACGGUUAGUGACUACGAGACAAAGUUUAUAGAAUUCUCUCGAUUUGUUCCUCACAUAGUGGCUAAUGAGGAACAUAGGAUUCGAAAGUUUGAGUGGGGUUUGAUCUCCCAUGUCAAAAGAUUGGUAGUUGGGUAUAGGUAUGACACUUAUGCAAAAGUUGUGGAAUGUGCCAUGGCAAUUGAAGAAAAUAACAACAAUAUUUUUUUUUGA
Molecule: messenger RNA, 588 nt
Organism: Cornus florida
Lineage: Eukaryota; Viridiplantae; Streptophyta; Magnoliopsida; Cornales; Cornaceae
Exons: 1
Coding region: 1-588 (195 amino acids)
Source: RefSeq, a predicted model, not a curated record